AUGAAUGAAAAACAAAUAAUGAUAAACAAUGAAAAACUUGCUGAUAAAACCUUUCCUUUCCUAUUGAAAAGAAAAUUUUUUAAAAGAUGGAUUUCGUUUAUGUCAUGGAGAACAAACACGAUAAUUAAAUUCAAUUCUGAUAACGGUUAUCACAGAAUUCAAAAAAAUGACGUCACUUUCAACUCCCUUAAUAAUAAUAAAACUAUGAGAAGGGAACCUAUGAUACCUGAUUAUUUAAAACGUAAACCUAAAAGGAUAUUCGACGAAGAUUUUUUGACUACUGCCACGUCCGCGGAUAAUAACGAAACGUUUAGAGUUUACGAACCUGUUAAUAAACGACUACCAUUCAUUCGUCAAACGUCAUUUCCUGUUUUUGACGUUAGAAAAAAAUUUUAA
Molecule: messenger RNA, 396 nt
Organism: Pediculus humanus corporis (human body louse)
Lineage: Eukaryota; Metazoa; Arthropoda; Insecta; Psocodea; Pediculidae
Exons: 2
Coding region: 1-396 (131 amino acids)
Source: RefSeq, a predicted model, not a curated record